Molecule: messenger RNA, 1371 nt
Organism: Colletotrichum chrysophilum
Lineage: Eukaryota; Fungi; Ascomycota; Sordariomycetes; Glomerellales; Glomerellaceae
Exons: 4
Coding region: 1-1371 (456 amino acids)
Biological process (GO): DNA-templated transcription
Cellular component (GO): nucleus
Molecular function (GO): zinc ion binding; DNA binding
Source: RefSeq, a predicted model, not a curated record
AUGAACACAUCAAAGGUAUUUGUGGAAAAUGAGCCAGACGGCAACCGCUACAUUGAACAAUUUUCAGGAGAAAAUACCCGCUGGGAAACUCUGGGCUUGCUUUUCGCGUACUGGUUUCUCGGUUCGCGGGGAGUCAAGAAUACACCAAAGACAGUGAAGUCUGCAGCAGUCCUGCGGAAAUGUCUCAACGAUUGCGUUCUGCUCGCCAGAGCCACGACCUCGAAGGCAGGAAAUACGUUGUCGGUCUACCUUCAUUACAAGCGAGGAAUCGUUGACUCUGUCGCUGAUGGAGAUGCAAGUCUUUCGUGCUGGCAAUCCCACGGAGAGUGCGUGACUCUCCUGACAUCUCUUGGGCUUCACAUCGACGACAGCGCGCCAAACCAGCCAUACGUGCCGACCCUCGCGUCUGAACUACGGCGAAGAUUGUUUGGCCACGUCUUCCACAGCGACAAAGCAGGAUCUACUUUCACGGGUCGUCCUCCUCUUCUGUGCGGCAAGUUUACUUCGACACCCUUGCCACUUGCUCUACGGGACGAGGACUUGUUGGCAGACGAGGAUACCCGAAAAGCGGCAGCAGAGGGCCUAGACAGCUACGGGUGGAAUAGAGACGGCGCCCUUCCGCCUGUAGGUAACCUGCGAGCCCGAGUGUGCUUCUCCAUGAUCCGCGAUGACAUAUUUGAGAUUGCUCUGGCAGUCAGACCCGUGGUAGUUCCAGCGCUACAAACUCUCAUGGGUAUAAAAGAGCGACAGCUGCAGGCUUAUGCUCAGCUGCCGUCAGCGAUGCGUUUGAACACCGCGGAGGUGAAGAAUUCGACACUGAAUGACGGUACGCUCUAUACACUGAUGGUUGUGCACCUGGAGCACCUGCAAAAUCUGUUUUUCGUCGAACAAUUGCUCUUUCGUGGGGGCCAUACGAACAACGACGACCUGUUACGAGUGAGCUUCGAGAUGGUAUCGACUGCCGUCAUGUUCUGGACCAACAUGGAUCGGUUUACCCCGUUGCAUUGGGAUUUCAUGUGGCUGGUGAUGGCGUAUGCCGCUCCGGGCGGAGGUGUUUUAUGCCUGGAGCUUCUCCGGCCUACACCCACCGGUGACCCUCAAAACCCCAAACCCUCCCGCUCCAAUAUCAUUCAACAGCUCAGUCUGCUGGUCGGUUUCCUGUCCUGGGUCAAGCCCUCCGCUCCGAACGCAGACCUCUGCGCCGACUGCAAAGUCGUGAUCCAGCACGUACUCGACCACGCACUGAACGAUACCGGCGCCGUCGGCAAUGCCAUGCCUGUGGACAUCUCAAGCUGGGACGUGUCUGCGCAGCUGGACUUCAACUUUGAUCUCAUGGACACAUUUGACUGGCUGCGACCAGAUUUUACUUGA